This is a messenger RNA of Hymenoscyphus albidus, 563 nucleotides long. NCBI's taxonomy places the organism in Eukaryota, Fungi, Ascomycota, Leotiomycetes, Helotiales, Helotiaceae. The record is from the annotation of a GenBank genome assembly.
AUGGAGUAUUUGGUAUGUACUAUUCUUUCUAGCAAUUUAUAGCUCGAUUUCCAUCAAAACUACAAUAGCACGGCAUUAAUCCAUUUUCCCCCUUCGACGCGGUUCACCUAUUGACGGAAACCAAGUUCCUAACACUUGAUCAAGGAGUCAUGGCCAAGUACCAAGCACUCUUCAACCAUAAGACUAGCAAAUUUUACCCUACCCCGAUCGAAGAACUUAAACGCCUAGGAAGUUUGCCCAAGAGAAAUAAGGUCGAUCUUAGCGCCCCAGAAGUAUCAAAAAAUGAUGAAGAUUAUAUAGACGACAUCAUGUCGAUUGACCUUUCAAACGACGACAUCGGGGAUAGCGAGAGAGUAUGGCCACCUCCUUCUCCUAAAGCGCUAAAUCGAAAAGAAAGACGGGCUGAGCAGAAACGCGUUAUGGAAGCUGCUGCCGCAUGGGUCUCCGAGUCUCAAAUCCCAGAUGAACCGACUGAGCAACUCGCAUUUCGCCCAGCAAUCAAAAGAAAACAUGAUACUGAUGAUGAGGCUGCCAACUCUCGACCUCCACCACAUCUCCGUUAG